Molecule: messenger RNA, 5127 nt
Organism: Nothobranchius furzeri (turquoise killifish)
Lineage: Eukaryota; Metazoa; Chordata; Actinopteri; Cyprinodontiformes; Nothobranchiidae
Gene: gucy2g
Product: guanylate cyclase 2g
Biological process (GO): protein phosphorylation; intracellular signal transduction; receptor guanylyl cyclase signaling pathway
Cellular component (GO): plasma membrane
Molecular function (GO): protein kinase activity; ATP binding; peptide receptor activity
Source: RefSeq, a predicted model, not a curated record
ACAUCAAAGAAACAUACUUUGUUUUUUAAUAUUUAAUAUUUCUAAUUUUCUCAAUGUAAAAAAAAAUAGUAAAAAUGUAAUGUUUGCAUUAUAAAUUCAGUCUUCCUAAAUAACAAAAGCAGGUUUAAAUUGAACACUAUAAAGUGUAACGGUGGAAGAACCACAGUCUCAGGAAGAUCAUUAACGUUAUGCCAAUGAAGAGUUGAGUUUAGAAAAAUUAGUUGGUUAUAAUGAAUAUAAUUUUGAUAUUUUACACUUUAAAUGGUUUAAUCUCUGGAUUAAGGCUUUAAAAACUCAACUAAAUAUAAAUGACUCUGCAUGCAGCAUUAUCCCCUGAAAAUCUUCUCUUUGAAAAGUUAUCCAGAGGUGUAAAUACAAACACUGGAUGAGUUUGGAUCAUCUUGAAGAUGUUUUUCUUAUUUUUAUUACAACAAACAACAAAAAUAAUGAACUCAGCUGUGUACCUCCCACUCUCCUCAACAUAUUUACAUUUUCUCCUCCCUGACCAACAGUCCGGCAUCACCAAGGCAGUUGGGUAUUUAAGCCUGGUACAUCCUGAAACUAACAGAAUGAAAAUGGUGUUAAAUUAUUCUAGCAUGAGCCUCAUAUUGUUACUUGUUCUGACAUUUGUUCUAACUGCUGCUGCUGUUGUGGACAACAGCAGCAGCAGCAGCAAAGGUUCUCAAACUCACAGGCUGCUCAUUGCCUUCCAGGCUCCCUGGAACGUGUCCUUUCCCUUCAGUGCUCGUCGGCUGGGCUCGGCCAUCCAGAUAGCCGUGGAGAAGGUGAACAACAACCCCUCCUUCCUGGGAAACUACAGUCUGGAUUUUGUUUACAAGGAUACAGACUGUAAUCCUAAAGAGUCCCUGGGAGGAUUCAUCCACCAGGUGUGGAGAGAGAACGUGACGGCUCUCUUUGGUCCAGCAUGUCCAGAAGAAGCUGAGGUCACAGGUCUGAUUGCAUCAACGUGGCACAUCCCCAUGUUCGGCUUUGUGGGUCAGUCCUCCAAACUGGAAGAUGAGGAGAUGUAUGACUCCUACAUCAAAAUCAUGCCUCCUUUCAAAAGAAGCUCCGAGGUCCUGGUGAAAACGUUGGAGUUCUUUGGGUGGAGUCACGUGGCCAUGAUUGGAGGGGGAUUAGAGACAAACACCUGGGACAAAGUUGAUGCUUUGUGGAAGACAGUGGAGAAUCCAUUGAGAACUAAGUUCAAACUGGCUGCUGAGGUGAAGUUUGACACCAGCAAUCCUGAGCUCAUGUACCAAAAUGUAAAGUACAUCUCAACUGUCGCCAGAGUUAUUGUGGUGUUGAGCAACAGAGAGGACUCUAUGGCUCUGCUGCUGGAGGCUGAACGUCAGGGUCUGAUGAAUGGCGACUACGUCUUCUUCCUGGUGCAGCAUUUUGAGGAUAACUUGUGGAAAGAAACCAUGAGCAGCAGAAUAAAGCAGGCUGCCACUCGAGCUUUUGACAUGGUUUUUAUUAUUGGCCAAAAAUCCUACGAAGGAUCCUAUGAGUAUUAUGACUUCUUCAAGCAAGUUUUUCAAAGGCUAAAAGGACAUCCAUUCUGGACUAACCUGACAUCGGAAAGUGAGGUUAGCCCCUACUCUGCCUUCCUGCAUGACGCUGUGCUUUUGUAUGCAAUGGCACUAAAGGACGUUCUGAAAGAUGGAGAUGAUCCAUACGACGGUCGACACAUUCUACAAAAGCUGAAGACCACAGACAAAAUUCGAUUUGAUGGUGCUUCUGGAUUAGUUCACUUUGACACAGAUGGGGAGAGAAAUGUGGACUAUUCAAUUUAUGACCUGCAAUUUGUUGGAAAUGGCAUCAAGUUUGUGCCUAUCCUCCACUUUGAAAGCCAAACCAAAAUCAUCAGACCAACGUCAAUGUAUGCUUCUGUGGUAUGGCCCAAAGGAAAGCCACCCUCUGACAUACCCGAAUGUGGUUUUAGUGGCGAACUCUGUGAAUGGCUGUCUAGUGAAGUCGCCUUGCUGGCUGUGCUAGUGACCUUUCCCAUGAUUGGUGUGGUGGCAGUGUUGUGGAUUGGCGUUCUAAUGCUGCAGAAGUUUCGGCUCCAGAUGAGGCUGGAUGACUCCAACUGGUGGAUAAUCAACUACAGCGAAAUCACCAUCAUCAGGGAGCCCUCAGGAAACCAUUGUUCAUCUCUUGGCUCCACAGGAAGUCGUAGUGCCAGUAGCUGUCAGAGCCAUUUUUCUAGCAACAGCUAUGACCUGAGGGACAAGACAGGCAAAGAAAACAUCUAUACUACCAUAGGUCUAUAUCAGGGAAAUCAUGUGGCCAUCAAGUAUGUCAAGAACCCUGCAAGCUGUAACUUCCAGAAACCUUCAAUCAUCGCAGAGUUCAAUAUGAUGAAAGAGAUGAAACAUGAGAACUUGGUUCAGUUCUUUGGGGUUUGCGUUGAACCACCAAACAUCUGCAUGGUCAUCCAGUACUGCAAGAAAGGCAGUCUGAAGGAUGUCCUGAGGGCUUCAGAUGUAGAUCUCGAGUGGAUGUUUAAGUUGUCAUUUGCAUACGACAUUGUCAACGGAAUGGACUUUAUUCACAACAGCGCUCUUAAAUUUCAUGGAAACCUGAAGCCGAGCACAUGUUUGGUGGACAGCCGGCUCCAAAUCAAGCUCUCUGGUUUUGGACUUUGGGAGUUUAAAUACCAGGAAAAAACAAACCUCAGUCUAAUGGAAAACCCUGAUUAUGAAGAUUUGUACUGGACGGCCCCAGAACUUCUGAGACAGGUUGAGCUUCCAUCUAAUGGUACACCUAAAGGGGACAUCUACAGCUUUGCCAUCAUCAUGUGGGAACUCAUGUAUAACUCUAAAGCUGGCCCAUAUCAAGACAUCAACCUAGACCCUAAAGAGAUUAUAAUGCAGCUGAGGACACCUUUCCAAGGGGAACCUCUGCGGCCGAUGCUGUCUGACCAUCUCUGUGAGGAGAAGGUCAAUGCUCUGCUGAAAGCCUGCUGGAGUGAAAACCCAGACCACCGACCACCCUUUGGUUCUAUACGAAGGCGACUGAAGGACAUCAGUCCAGAGAGCCAUGUGAAUAUCCUGGAUAAUAUGGUGGACAAGUUGGAGAAGUAUGCAAAUCACCUUGAAGAAGUUGUGGACGAAAGGACCAAUCAGCUCACGGUGGAGAAAGCCCGAGCAGACAAGCUGCUCUCCAGCAUGUUACCAAAGUACAUCGCAGAUCAGCUGAUGUCGGGAAAGUCAGUAGAGCCACAAAGUUAUGAAAUGGUGACGAUCUUCUUCUCAGACAUUGUGGGCUUCACCUCCAUGUGCUCCGUCAGCUCUGCAAUGGAGGUGGUUACAUUCCUCAAUGACCUCUACAGCCUGUUUGACGACAUCAUAAAGAUGUACGACGUCUACAAAGUGGAAACUAUUGGUGAUGCCUACAUGGUGGCAAGUGGCCUGCCUAUCAGCAAUGGAAACCAGCAUGCUUUAGAGAUAUCUAUCAUGGCUCUACAUUUCCUUGGUGCUAUUAAAUUAUUCAAAAUCCCUCACAUGCCGAAGGAGAGCCUCGCAAUUCGCAUCGGCAUCCACUCAGGUCCAGUGGUUGCUGGAGUGGUGGGAACCACCAUGCCCCGCUACUGCCUCUUUGGUGACACAGUCAACACAGCCUCUCGCAUGGAAAGUAACAGCUUACCCCUGAAGAUUCACAUAUCCCAGUCCACGGCUGAUAUUCUUGUCCAGGAAGGAUCGUUUGAGCUGGAGGAAAGAGGUGAAAUUGAAAUGAAGGGUAAAGGGUUGCAGAAGACAUACUGGCUGUUGGACAAAAAGGGAUUUUGUCCUGCUCCUGUUGUCCACAACUCACCAAAAUCUGACUGUUUUAAAGUACAGACAGAGAAACUAGCGCUGAUCAGAGCUACGGACACAAGCAGGUCUCAGGUCUUCAUGCCAAGAUCAACGAUGACUACAGUGAAUGUUUAAACAAAACAGGCUGUUGUAUAAAACAGGAGGAACAUCUUUAAUGAAAACAUCCUUAAUUCAAUGGAAAACUCCACUAAUCAAAUCUGUUCUUACAUACAGGCAGGGUAAAGACACAAGAUGCUGGCUUUAGGAGGAGCUAACAGAGGAGCAAAAAUCUGUCACACUGUGUGUUGACUGUUGUUUAACCCUUAUAUGUCCUAAGUGCUUUUUUGUGCUCAAACACCAGAAAUGUUAGAAAAUUAAAAGGUAAUUUAAGGGGUAAUGAAACAAAAAAUUCCUUUACUGUUUGUGAUUUAGACUAUUUCCCAGUGAACAUUAUGAUUUAAAGGCUAUUUUUUUAAUAUGACACUAAUUUUAUCCAGAAAUUGCAAAAAGUAAUUUUUUUCCAUUAGUAGUGUAGGUUCUUAUUGUCAUAAUGUCUGAAGUGAGGGGUUUAGUUUUCUGUAGUGAAGUGGCUUAAUGACCCAACAGAUGUGUACAAGCAGUAGAGCCAGAGAAAAUAUUCAGUUAUUAAAAACGUUUAAACAUUUUUACUAGCAUUCUUUUGACAAUAAAAGCAAAGGAUAAGUGAUUACAACAAUUAAGAAUAUAAAUUUUUUCUUGAUUAUGGUUGAAAUCACAAAGGCUUUAAAAUUUCUUUUAACUCACUGGGAAACAAAAACACGUCUUUAUGAGAAACCCAGAGAUCUGUGGAAAACUCUACAUUGCUACAAUCGGGAAUGAAUACAGAAAUAAUUAAAAUAAAAAUUCAUCAAUAUGACAAGAGAUUAAAAUAAAAAGAGAGAACCUGCAAAAAUGAAAUAGUAGCAAAUAAAUAAAUGAUUAUAUUUAUAAUAAUUAAAAAACAAUUAGAAUUCAGGUGAUAUAGUUUUAGGAAAUGAAAACAGAAAAGAGAAAUAAUCUAAAAAAUAAAAAAAUUUAAAACUGUAUUAUAAUUUUUUUAUAAAUUUCUAAAUAAAUAAAGCAAAAAGAAGAAAUACAUAUGUUGACACAGUGAAUUGAGAAAAAAACAUAAAUGUGCACCAUUAAUAUUACCAUUAUUUUUAUUGCUCCAUUAUUAUUAUUAUUAUUAUUAUUAUUAUUAUUAUUAUUAUUAUUGUUGUUGUUGUUGUUGUUGUUGUUGUUGUUGUUGUUGUUGUUGUUGUUGUUGUUGUUGUUGUUGUUGUUGUUAUUGUUAUUAUUAUUGUUGUUG